AUGGCGUGGGAGGAUAUUGCUCGUGAGAAAAGAAGGGAGAGAUAUUCGCAUCUGCCAGACGAGUGGAAGAUCUGUCCGGUUCCCCCGAGCAGAUGCGUUCAGGAUUGGCCACAAACUUCUGGCUUUUUUACUCCAGAAGAGCUAAUCAUCACGGAUUCCACUGCUUCGGAAGUUGUUCGGAAUAUUGCGGAGAGAAGAUGGACGGCAGAAAACGUGACUAGAGCUGUUUGUAAACGUGCUGCUGCGGCUCAACAACUUCUGAACUGUCUCACCGAGAUUUUCUUUCUUGAAGCAAUUGAAUGUGCAAAGGAACUUGAUAAAGAAUAUGAAGCUUCUGGUGUGCUCGCCGGACCUCUUCACGGUCUGCCAAUCAGUUUGAAAGAUCAGUUCGACUACGAAGGCAAAGUUACUACAAUGGGUUGGGUUUCCAAGGCAAACUUACGUGCGAAUAAGGACUCGACACUGGUGACUCUACUCUUGGAUGCCGGAGCAAUCUUGUAUUGCAAAACAAACGUCUCAAUGGGUUUGAUGAUGCUUGAUACAAACAACAAUAUUUGGGGACCCACUUGGAAUCCUUGGAACCGUGGAGUUAAUCCAGGAGGCUCUUCAGGUGGAGAAGGUGCUCUUGUAAGUUUUGGCGGAAGUCAUUUGGGCAUUGGAACCGAUAUAGGAUGUACUGUUCGGACUGCUUGUUCGUUCACUGGAUUAUAUGGCCUUCACCCGUCAUAUGGUCGACUGAGCUAUCAAGGCCUUACCAACACCCAUUCUUCACAAGAAGCUAUAAAACCCACUGCAGGCCCGAUGUGUCGCAGUCCGUCCGACAUUCGACUCCUCUUCAAGAGUGUUUUAGACCAGGAACCCUGGCUAGUUGAUCCUCAGGUCUUACCAAUCCCAUGGCGUAGGCAUGAAGAAAUAUUGCCUACAAAACUAUGCUUCGCAUUCGGCUACGAUCCGAUGGUUCAAACAACACCCCCUGUGACCAGAGCUAUGGAAAUGACGAAAGCUGCAUUACUCGCUGCUGGUCAUGAAGUCAUCGAAUACAGUGUUACUGAGAAUACUUUAGUCACAUUUCUGUGUUUCCAACUUUACCUGGGGUAUGGCGGAGAAGAAUUUCGAUAUGAGACCUAUGUUUCUGGCGAACCUUUGAUGCCAGGGCUUCAACAUUCUUUUGGACAGCUUGAAGCAAGGCCAUUGGCUGAAAUGGGUGAGUUGCAGCGGAUGAGGGCUCUACUUGCCACAGGUUGGCACAAGAGAUGGCAGGAUACAGAGGAUAUGACAACGACAGGCAGACCAAUCGAUGCUUUAAUCAUGCCUGUUUGCGCACUUCCAGCACCUAGCUAUGGCGAACCAAUGAUGCAAACGUGGGGAGGUCUAUCAGCCCUGCUAGAUCUCACAACUGGAAUUUUCCCCGUAACUCACGUCGAUUGGUUGCACGAUACUGUACCUGAAGAUUGGAGGCCUAGGAGUGAACUUGAUGAGCAGGUUAUGAAACAAUAUAAAAAUACCAAGUCCGAAGAUCUUGUGAAUGUGCCCAUUGGUCUCUCACUAAUUGGGUGUCGACUCGAAGAAGAGAAGAUUACGGCGAUGUUGAUGCUGCUGGAAGAAUGUUUGGGAAGUAGUCAAGAGUUUUUCCUGGAAGAUGAGAGACUUUGA
Messenger RNA from Sclerotinia borealis F-4128, 1653 nucleotides. The record is from the annotation of a GenBank genome assembly. NCBI's taxonomy places the organism in Eukaryota, Fungi, Ascomycota, Leotiomycetes, Helotiales, Sclerotiniaceae.